Cottoperca gobio is the source of this 814-nucleotide messenger RNA. RefSeq names its product mitochondrial ribosomal protein L14 (gene mrpl14). Gene Ontology annotation, molecular function: structural constituent of ribosome. The record is from RefSeq and is a predicted model, not a curated record. Bases 244 to 687 code for a protein of 147 amino acids. Gene Ontology annotation, biological process: translation. The transcript is spliced from 3 exons. Lineage: Eukaryota; Metazoa; Chordata; Actinopteri; Perciformes; Bovichtidae. Gene Ontology annotation, cellular component: mitochondrion; ribosome.
CCCAACCAGUCCAACUGGAGGUUUAGCGUGUGACGUAAAUAGAAGUAGAUCUUAAAGAGAGACGACACAUCUUUCUAGCUUACGCCAUGACCGUAGCGUUUUUAUUGCGUAUAUUCUAUACUCAUUUAUUUCUAUGUUUUCCCGAGCGCGUUUAUAUGACGUCAAGACAAGUAGCAAACAAGCUAACUGGUGUCGGUAACCGCGUUCGCAGUUUCUUCAGCUUACACGGUAUUCGCUGUCGUUAUGGCUCUCCCCCUGCUUUCAAGAUCCCUCACUGGGCUCCUUGCAGAGUCAUCGUCCAUACUUCAACAGAGGACUUUCAGUGUAUCUGCUGUUGCAGCAGCUAUUCAAAAGAUGUCAAGAGUGCGCGUAGUGGACAACAGCUCUCUUGGAGUUACACCAUAUCACCGUCCCCCAAGAGUGAUCCAUGUCUACACCUCGAAUGGUGUAGGAAAAGUUGGUGACAAAGUGUUGCUUGCCAUUAAAGGACAGAAGAAGAAAGCGCUCAUCGUUGGACAGAAAAUGCCUGGAGAGCGCAUGAGUCCGCGCUUUGAUUCGAACAAUGUGGUUCUGAUUGAGGAAAAUGGGAACCCAACAGGAACAAGGAUAAGGGUCCCUAUACCCACACAUCUACGUAAAGAGGGAGAUUUCUCUAAAAUCCUGGCAAUUGCUACUGCAUUUGUUUGAUAACUGCUUCAAUCAGCUGUUAUAUAUUUUUUAUAUAUACAUACACACACACACACACACACACAGUACAUUUCACAUCUGCUGGGGAAACAUGUUUUUGUUUUCAAUAAACUUUAAAAGGAGCAUA